Messenger RNA from Pestalotiopsis fici W106-1, 330 nucleotides. RefSeq names its product 60S ribosomal protein L30. The transcript is spliced from 3 exons. NCBI's taxonomy places the organism in Eukaryota, Fungi, Ascomycota, Sordariomycetes, Amphisphaeriales, Sporocadaceae. The coding region runs from base 1 to 330 and encodes 109 amino acids. Gene Ontology annotation, molecular function: structural constituent of ribosome; RNA binding. Gene Ontology annotation, cellular component: cytosolic large ribosomal subunit. The record is from RefSeq and is a predicted model, not a curated record.
AUGGCCCCCAAGAAGAACAAGAAGGAUGCCAACUCCCUCUCCUCGCGCCUGGCGCUUGUGAUGAAGUCUGGAAAGGUCACCCUGGGCUACAAGUCGACCCUCAAGUCCCUCCGUGCUGGCAAGGCCAAGCUCGUCAUCAUUGCCGGCAACACCCCCCCGCUGCGCAAGUCUGAGCUUGAGUACUACUCUAUGCUGUCCAAGGCUCCCGUCCACCACUUCAGCGGCAACAACAUUGAGCUCGGUACCGCCUGCGGUAAGCUCUUCCGCUGCAGCACCAUGGCCGUCCUUGACGCUGGUGACUCCGACAUCCUUGCCGACCAGCAGUCGUAA